This is a messenger RNA of Cynara cardunculus var. scolymus (artichoke), 1116 nucleotides long. RefSeq names its product histone H3-like centromeric protein cpar-1. Gene Ontology annotation, molecular function: structural constituent of chromatin; protein heterodimerization activity; DNA binding. The record is from RefSeq and is a predicted model, not a curated record. NCBI's taxonomy places the organism in Eukaryota, Viridiplantae, Streptophyta, Magnoliopsida, Asterales, Asteraceae. Gene Ontology annotation, cellular component: nucleosome. Bases 47 to 916 code for a protein of 289 amino acids. The transcript is spliced from 2 exons.
CUCAUCUCUCUCUGUGCAUUUUACCUUUUCUAGAUCUUAACCUGCAAUGGCUCGUACAAAGCAAACUGCUCGCAAGUCAACCGGAGGAAAGGCUCCAAGGAAGCAACUCGCCACCAAGGCUGCUAGGAAAUCAGCUCCGGCGACUGGCGGAGUGAAGAAGCCCCACAGAUUCCGUCCUGGAACGGUGGCGCUUCGUGAAAUCCGAAAGUACCAGAAGAGUACGGAGCUUUUGAUCAGGAAGCUUCCGUUCCAGAGACUGGUUAGAGAAAUCGCACAGGAUUUCAAGACUGAUCUGCGGUUCCAGAGUAGCGCUGUCGCUGCGCUCCAGGAAGCAGCGGAAGCUUAUCUGGUUGGGCUUUUUGAGGACACAAAUUUGUGUGCGAUUCACGCAAAGAGAGUGACGAUUAUGCCCAAGGAUAUUCAACUUGCUCGAAGGAUCCGUGGCGAGAGGCACAGAUCUCACUCAUACAUAUCUGCCUCCUACUUUCUCUACAACUUUUCGUCAAUGGCUCGUACAAAGCAAACCGCUCGUAAAUCAACCGGAGGAAAGGCUCCAAGGAAGCAACUCGCCACAAAGGCAGCUCGGAAAUCGGCUCCGGCGACUGGCGGAGUGAAGAAGCCCCACAGAUUUCGCCCUGGAACGGUGGCGCUUCGUGAAAUCAGAAAGUACCAGAAGAGUACCGAGCUUUUGAUCAGGAAACUUCCAUUCCAGAGACUGGUUAGGGAAAUCGCACAGGAUUUCAAGACCGAUCUGCGGUUUCAAAGUAGCGCCGUCGCUGCGCUCCAGGAAGCCGCGGAGGCUUAUUUGGUCGGGCUUUUCGAGGACACUAAUCUUUGUGCGAUUCACGCCAAGAGAGUGACGAUUAUGCCCAAGGAUAUUCAACUUGCUCGAAGGAUCCGUGGCGAGAGGGCUUGAUUGAAUCAUAGCAUUCCAUUUGUUGGAUUGGUAAGAUUCUGGAUUUGGCGAUAAAUGGUUUGGGUUUGGUCAAUAGUGUUCCAUGCAACUCAUCUGUUUUGCUAUUGGAAUUUUGUAGUUUCAUGCUAUAAAUUAUAAUAUAUUUACAACGAUGCUGCUCUAUCAAUGAAGCAAUUACAGAUCUGAAAUCUUGUUUGAAA